AAAAAGGGGGAUACGAAAUAACCAUAGUGGAUGCAUCGAAUGAACGCCAAGUAAUUGAUAUUAUCCCUCGAGGCCUAGAACUUCUUGUUUCAGAGGGCGAAUCCAUUAAACUCGAUCAACCAUUAACGAGUAAUCCUAAUGUUGGUGGAUUUGGUCAAGGGGAUGCGGAAAUAGUACUUCAAGAUCCAUUACGUGUCCAAGGCCUUUUGUUCUUCUUAGGAUCGGUUGUUUUGGCACAAAUCUUUUUGGUUCUUAAAAAGAAACAGUUUGAGAAG
Molecule: messenger RNA, 275 nt
Organism: Eruca vesicaria subsp. sativa (arugula)
Lineage: Eukaryota; Viridiplantae; Streptophyta; Magnoliopsida; Brassicales; Brassicaceae
Source: the annotation of a GenBank genome assembly